AUGAGCACUAAAAAGCCUUUGGAUUUGGUUGUGUAUGGUGCUACUGGGUUCACAGGAAAAUUGGCUUGCGAAUAUUUGGCCGGCAAAAGUCCCGCUUUUUCGGACUCUUUCAAAUGGGCGAUUGCUGGAAGAGAUGCAAAAAAGUUGGAAAAUUUAAAGGAAACGCUGAGCUCUAGGUAUUCUCAUAUGGAAAAAUUGGGAAUCGUUGUUGCUGAUUCUUCGGACGCAGAAGCUCUGGAUAAAUUGACUUCGCAAUGUAAAGCGUUAGUUAGCUUCGUUGGCCCUUAUUCUAAAUAUGGAACAAAAUUGAUUGAAAGUUGCGUCAAUAAUUGUACACAUUAUGCCGAUCUCACUGGAGAACUGUUUUGGGUUCUUCAGAUGAUGGAAAAACUAGACGAAAAGGCCAAAGCAAAUCGGGUCAAAUUGAUACCUACGUGUGGCUUUGAUUCGGUUCCAAGUGAUUGGGGAACAAUGAGUAUUGCUAAAACAUUCAAGGAUAAAUUGGGUGAAGACACUAAACAUGUACGAGGUGUACUAUGGGCAAUCAAAGCAGGAUUUUCCGGAGGAUCUAUUGCAUCAGGACUGGAAGCGUCCUCUCCGGAGAAUAUAGGCAAGACAAUAUCAGUUAUUAAAGAUCCACAAGCUUUAAACCCGAAAGACCGAAAAAAUGGACUAGAUAGUCGCGAUCCAAAUGAUGUUAUAUGGGAUCCAGAGGUGAACCAUUACUUAGCUCCAUUUAUUAUGGCACCGAUCAAUUCUCGGAUUGUUAGAAGGUCUAACGCGUUCAAUGGUUAUGGCCAAAACUUUGCGUAUGACGAAUUUGUAAAGUCAACAUGGCUUAAAGGAAAGGCUAUGUCAUGGGGCUUAGUUUUUGCAAAUUUAUCAAUAUCUAACACUUGGAUUAGACCAAUAACCCAACGCUUAGUGCCCAAACCAGGCCAGGGUCCCAAUGAAGACAUUCAAAAGAAUGGUUUCGCUAAAUUGAAGUUCUUCGGAAGCAGCGCUGAAUCUGGAAAGAAAGCAGUUUGCGAUAUGACAAUUACAGGAGAUCCAGGAUAUGUUGUAACCGCUAGAAUGCUUGUUGAAGCGGGAAUCGACAUGGCACGCGAGUCAGAAGAAAUGGGCGUUUUUGGAUUCAGAACACCUUGCAGUGGGUUGAGUGAAAAGUAUUUUGAGGCGAUGCUGCAAAAUGGUUUUCAAGUGAAAACCGAUCUGGUUGACGAAAAAAAUAUUGAGGAAUAA
Molecule: messenger RNA, 1242 nt
Organism: Symsagittifera roscoffensis
Lineage: Eukaryota; Metazoa; Xenacoelomorpha; Acoela; Convolutidae
Product: putative trans-acting enoyl reductase Rv2449c
Exons: 1
Coding region: 1-1242 (413 amino acids)
Biological process (GO): glycolipid biosynthetic process
Cellular component (GO): plasma membrane
Source: RefSeq, a predicted model, not a curated record